AUGCACUUUCCCAAUUUUAUCAGCGAUUUGCAGCGCAGACACGAGAGUGCAUCAGAGUCAAAAAACUUGGUCUAUAUACCUACCGAGGUGUUUCAUCUUGAUUCACGGGCUGGCGUCCCGUGUGAGUUAAGGUAUGCACCUUCGCUGGCAAAGAAGCCAGUUUCGAUUCCGUCUUCGGAAGUACCUUCACAUACGGUCGACCCAUUUGCUCCUCCUUACAUUCCCGAACUGUUGAUUUCUCAGUCUGAGGAUAGCGAAGGAGAAGAGGGUUACGUGGUUUUGCUAAAUAAGUUCUGUGUUGUCCCUCGUCAUUUCCUCUUAGUGACCAAAGAAUACAAAUCUCAGAAGACUCCACCAACACCUGAGGAUCUAGUAGCUAUUUACGUCUUGCUUCAACAAGCCCUAGUUUCCGAUCCUACUUCCGAAUGGCUGGCUUUUUAUAAUUGCGGUCCAAAUAGCGGGGCAUCCUUUCAAUUCAUCCCUGCUCAGGCUGGUGAAAAUAAGUUUGGAGAGCUCAUCGCGCGCUCGGCCCCUGUGAAGUUAGGCGAGUUUAAGUGUGACGUCUACAACGUAAAAGAGCUAGGAUAUGCACAUUUUAUCUGCGCAAUCCCAUCAAGCUUGAGUUCAAAACCUAACGACGAGGAAACAGAAGCUACUCUUGGAACAUACUUCAUGACGAUGUUGGACUCGAUGAUUGAUCAUCUUCGUCACCUUGCUUCUCAGGAGAACUCACCUCAUGUUCGACCUCAAGAACUAUCAUAUAACUUUUUAAUGACAAGUAAAUAUAUGAUCCUGAUCCCACGAUCACGAGAGUGUUUUUUAUCAAAUGGUUUAUCGAUCAAUAGCCUUGGUGUAGGUGCUGGAAUGGUUUUGGUCAAAAACCAAGCUGAACUGGAUGAAGCUCGUAGGCUUGGUAUUGAUGAACUGUUGGAAGGAGUCACUUUUCCAAAAUUAAAGGAUGUCAUCAAUCCUUGUGAUCAUGGUUGA
This is a messenger RNA of Melampsora larici-populina 98AG31, 987 nucleotides long. RefSeq lists its product as uncharacterized. Gene Ontology annotation, biological process: nucleotide metabolic process. Gene Ontology annotation, molecular function: ATP:ADP adenylyltransferase activity; ATP binding. Lineage: Eukaryota; Fungi; Basidiomycota; Pucciniomycetes; Pucciniales; Melampsoraceae. The coding region runs from base 1 to 987 and encodes 328 amino acids. The transcript is spliced from 5 exons. The record is from RefSeq and is a predicted model, not a curated record.